This is a messenger RNA of Entelurus aequoreus (snake pipefish), 6422 nucleotides long. RefSeq lists its product as uncharacterized. Bases 4437 to 5936 code for a protein of 499 amino acids. Gene Ontology annotation, molecular function: DNA binding. Lineage: Eukaryota; Metazoa; Chordata; Actinopteri; Syngnathiformes; Syngnathidae. The record is from RefSeq and is a predicted model, not a curated record. The transcript has 4 exons. Gene Ontology annotation, cellular component: nucleus.
AGGCGGAAGUUAGCAACAUCUCCAAAACAGACGCCAGACAAAAGGCGAGCAUAAUAAAGAGUUUAAAAAAAAAAAACGUUCAAAAAUGUUAAAAACGAUGAUACAGGAGCGACUCAUGGCGGCGGCUGAUGAAAUAUUCGCGCUGUUUGAAAGAACGAUAGCGUCGUACGAGGAGGAACUUUCUAGAACCAGCGAGAAGGAGCGACAUGGACAACAACUUGAAGCUGCUGCGUUUGACGACAAAGACGUCCAGCAGCCCCCCUGCAUUAAAGAUGAAGAGGAGGAACUGUGGACCACUCAGGCUGAUCUUGCCCAGUUGCCACUGACUGGUGUCUCUGUGAAGACCGAAGAUGAUGAAGAGAAACCACCCGAGUCCUCACAGCUUCAUCGCAGAGGGGCGGAGCCUCCAAGCAGCAGCUCACAUCAACAGGAGACAACAGAGGCUGAGGGAGACCACUGUGGGGGAUCACAAGUGGACAAGCUCUUAGCUCCACUAUCAGAUAGUGACGACAUAACGUCUCACUCUCCUGAGGACGGAGACAGGGACGACACCCAAGAUGCUUUGAGCAGCGAUACAGACCGGGAAGGCGAUAUCAGGACUCACGCCGACUCACAGUGCUCCAAAAAGAAGACGCAUGAAAAACUUUUCACCUGCUCAAUUUGCGAUAAAAGCUUCUAUUACAAGAGUAAUUUAGCUCGACACAGGUGGACGCACUCAAAAGAAAAACCCUUUUCAUGCCCGGUUUGUGCCAAAAGCUUUUCCCAUAAGAGUAACCUGACCCGACACGCGCUGACACACACCGGAGAGAAACACUUUAGUUGCUCAGUUUGUGGCGACAAAUUCGCCUACAGCUACACGCUGGCCCGACACAUGCGCACGCACACCGGGGAGAAACCUUUCAUUUGCUCAGUUUGCGGCCAAAGCUACUCUCAGAAAUCAAACAUGGUCGCGCACAUGAAAACGCACUCAGGAGAAAAACCCUUCAGUUGCUCAAUUUGCGGCAAGAGGUUCACUCAGAAGGUGAACAUGGCGUCGCACUUGGCGACGCACGCAGUGGAAAAACCUUUUCGAUGCUCAGUUUGCGGCAAAAGUUUUUGCUACCAGAAAAGUUUGACGGCGCACAUGUUGGCACACAACGGAGAAUAAAUGUUUUCUUGUUCAUCCAUCUUCUUCCGCACAGCCACAAUCGGGUCGCGGGGGCAAUAGCCUAAGCAGAGAAGCCCAGACUUCCCUCUUUUCCAGGCGAGAACCAUGGACUUGGCUUUGAAGUGCUGAUUUCUCAACCCAAUCGCUUCACACUCGGCUGCGAACCGAUCCAGCGGGAGCUGAAGAUCCUGGCCAGAUGAAGCCAUCAGGACCACGUCAUCUGCAAAAAAACAGACCUAAUCCUGCAGCCACCAAACCGGAUCCUCUCAACACCCUGACUGCGCCUAGAAAUUCUGUCCAUAAAAGUUGUAAACAGAAUCGGUGACAAAGGGCAGCGCUGGCGGAGUCCAACUGCCAGGUUCAAACACCGAACUAUCUAUUAAACUGGACAAGAAGCAAGGAAUCAAACAGAGACAGGAUUCAAUUUGGACCUGCACCCUCGUACAGGUCACCCCACGCUCUGAGGAAAAAGUUCCACGCCUCCCCAUUUAUUUGGGCAUUCCCUGAUAAGGCCCUUCCUGUGGCUGUCCAAGAUCUGAGAAACCGACACCUCUACGGCGCAUUCCAUCGCACACAGUGGAGAUUUACAAGCUGUACAAUGAUUAAUUUACUGGUCUUAUUUCAAAAUAUUAUUGAUAAUUUCACCUAUAAACACACUUUUUUAGCACAAACGUACAUACGUUUACACAUAUUUAGGCACAUAUUAGUACUAAGUGACAGUAACAACAAUAAAUAGGUAAAUAGAUUUAUCUUGUAUACAGUGAUUAAUUUACUGGUCUUAUUUCAAAAUAUUAUUGAUAAUUUCACCUAUAAACACACUUUUUUUUUAGCACAAACGUACAUACGUUUACACAUAUUUAGGCACAUACAAGUACUAAGUGACAGUAACAACAAUAAAUAGGUAAAUAGAUUUAUCUUCUAUACAAUGAUUAAUUUACUGGUCUUAUUUCUAAAUAUUAUUGAUAAUUUCACCUAUAAACACUUUUUUUUUUUAGCACAAACAUACAUAUGUUUACACAUAUUAGUACUAAGUGACAGUAACAACAAUAAAUAGGUAAAUAGAUGUAUCUUCUAUACAAUGAUUAAUUUACUGGUCUUAUUUCAAAAUAUUAUUGAUAAUUUCACCUAUAAACACUUUUUUUUUAGCACAAACGUACAUGUGUUUACACAUAUUAAGGCACAUACAUAUACAAGUACUAAGUGACAGUAACAACAAUACAUAGGUAAAUAGGUUUAUCUUCUAUACAAUGAUUAAUUUACUGGUCUCAUUUCAAAAUAUGAUUGAUAAUUCCACCUAUAAACACUUUUUUUUUUUAGCACAAACAUACAUACGUUUACACAUAUUAGUACUAAGUGACAGUAACAACAAUAAAUAGGUAAAUAGAUUUAUCUUCUAUACAAUGAUUAAUUUACUGGUCUUAUUUCAAAAUAUUAUUGAUAAUUUCACCUAUAAACACACUUUUUUAGCACAAACGUACAUACGUUUACACAUAUUUAGGCACAUACAAGUACUAAGUGACAGUAACAACAAUAAAUAGGUAAAUAGAUUUAUCUUCUAUACCAUGAUUAAUUUACUGGUCUUAUUUCAAAAUAUUAUUGAUAAUUUCACCUAUAAACACUUUUUUUUUUAGCACAAACAUACAUAUGUUUACACAUUUUAGUACUAAGUGACAGUAACAACAAUAAAUAGGUAAAUAGAUUUAUCUUCUAUACAAUGAUUAAUUUACUGGUCUUAUUUCUAAAUAUUAUUGAUAAUUUCACCUAUAAACACUUUUUUUAGCACAAACGUACAUACGUUUACACAUAUUUAGGCACAUACAAGUACUAAGUGACAGUAACAACAAUAAAUAGGUAAAUAGAUUUAUCUUCUAUACAAUGAUUAAUUUACACGUCUUAUUUCAAAAUAUUAUUGAUAAUUUCACCUAUAAACACUUUUUUUUUAGCACAAACGUACAUACGUUUACACAUAUUUAGGCACAUACAAGUACUAAGUGACAGUAACAACAAUAAACAGGUAAAUAGAUUUAUCUUCUAUACAAUGAUUAAUUUACUGGUCUUAUUUCUAAAUAUUAUUGAUAAUUUCACCUAUAAACACUUUUUUUUUUAGCACAAACAUACAUAUGUUUACACAUAUUAGUACUAAGUGACAGUAACAACAAUAAAUAGGUAAAUAGAUUUAUCUUCUAUACAAUGAUUAAUUUACUGGUCUUAUUUCAAAAUAUUAUUGAUAAUUUCACCUAUAAACACUAUUUUUUUUAGCACAAAUGUACAUAUGUUUACACAUAUUAAGGCACAUACAUAUACAAGUACUAAGUGACAGUAAUAACAAUAAAUAGGUAAAUAGGUUUAUCUUCUAUACAAUGAUUAAUUUACUGGUCUCAUUUCAAAAUAUGAUUGAUAAUUCCACCUAUGAACACUUUUUUUUUUUUUUAGCACAAACGUACAUACGUUUACACAUAUAUAGGCACAUACAAGUACUAAGUGACAGUAACAACAAUAAAUAGGUAAAUAGAUGUAUCUUCUAUACAAUGAUUAAUUUAAUGGUCUUAUUUCAAAAUAUUAUUGAUAAUUUCACCUAUAAACACUUUUUUUUUUUUUUAGCACAAACGUACAUAUGUUUACACAUAUUAAGGCACAUACAUAUACAAGUACUAAGUGACAGUAAUAACAAUAAAUAGGUAAAUAGGUUUAUCUUCUAUACAAUGAUUAAUUUACUGGUCUCAUUUCAAAAUAUGAUUGAUAAUUCCACCUAUGAACAAAUUUUUUUUUUUGCACAAACGUACAUACGUUUACACAUAUUUAGGCACAUAAAUAUACAAGUACUAAGUGACAGUAACAACAAUACAUAGGUAAAUAGAUACCCCAAAUGUAAUACAUUUUUCUAUAUCUAUUUACUUGUUAUGGUAAAUACCCCAAUAAUUGUUAAUUGUAUUAUUUGGGUAUUUAUUACAAUAUUGAUUGAUUAGAUUUAACAAGAUAAAUUGCGACUUGUCCAGGGUGUACCCCGCCUUCCGCCCGAGUGGACCUGGGAUAGGCUCCAGCACCCCCCGCGACCCCGAAAGGGACAAGCUGUAGGAAAUGGAUGGAUGGAUGGAGAUACAUCACAUCUCUUUGAACUAAAUGCCUACGGCGAGCCUAAGUUAGUAGCAGCAAAGUGGCCAAAGUAUUCCAUUGUUGGACAUUUUCCUGCAUACGGUUGCAAAGUACGCUGUAUGCAAAAAUCCCUAAAAAAUAUCUGUAUUAAUAGCAUAUGUUUUGAAGUUGACAAUAAAGUAAACCACAUGGAAAGAUGUUGAUAAUUGAGGAAGUUAUGAUUUAUUUUCAAUAUGCACUGCAUUGUAUUGCAUUGGAAAGCCGCCCCUACCAAGAUGGCCGCCACGUAGGCACGUCACAAAAUGGCGAUGUUCGGAGUAUUGUGUGGGCUAACGUUAUCUUUUUAGUCUCCGGUUUCCCUGGUCAACAUUGCUCGUUGACGUGUGAGUUACUGCGUGUAUUAUUUUAUGAUGAGCUUUUUCAAACUGUUCAUUGGAUUUUUCAUGGCGUGACGUCACGCACGCCCGGCUUCCGGAAAACUUCACUCGAAGAAGGAAAGAGGGCGGAAGUUAGCAACAUUUUCCCGACAAAGGGCGAAGGCGACCGACUGUUACCGAGUUCAGGAACUUUAAACAUGCUGAAAGAGUUGGUGAAGGAGCGACUCAUGGCGGCGGCCGAUGAAAUAUUCGCGCUGUUUGAAAGAACAAUCGCGUCGUACGAGGAGGAACUUUCUAGAAGAAGAGAGAAGGAGCGACAUCGACAACAACUGGAGGCUGCUAGCAAAAGUGACAUUGUGCUACACAUUGAAGACGUCCAGCAGAUGAUUGCUUGUCAAGAAGAACGUCCCCCUCAGUCGCAGAGGCGGAGCCCCACUUUGAAGCAGGAGGCUCCACAGCCCCCCCACAUUAAAGAGGAAGAGGAGGAACUUUGGAUCACUCAGGAGGGAGAGUAUAUUCUCGGGCUGGAGGAAGCUGAUCUCACCAAGUUGCCAUUGACUGGUGUCUCUGUGAAGACUGAAGCCCAUGAAGAGAAACCACCCGAGUCCUCACAGCUUCAUCACAGUCCACGUGAGGAGAACAGAGGGGCGGAGCCUCCAAGCUGCAGCUUAAUUCAACACAUGACGACAAAGGCUGCUGGAGACCACUGUGGAGGAUCUCAAGCAGAUAACCUCUUAGCUCCACUAUCAGAUAGUGAGGAUGGAGACACCAAUGAACCUUUGAGCAGCGAUACAGACUGGGAAGGGGAUACGAGGUCUCACAUUGACAGCAAACACUCUAAACCCUCCAAAAAGAAGACAGCUUCGACGUGCCAGUCCGCCAUGGCGCCGACCGCCGCGAGACCCGGCCGCUUUCCCCUCUCCCUGGACAAGAAGAUGGAGGUCAUCGAGAUGCACGACCAGCACAAGAUGAGCGCCCGCUCCAUCGCCAGGAUGCUCGGCGUUCAAGGGCACCGCUGUGGCCGCACGCAGGUCCUCAACAUCAUCAAGCGCCGGGCGGAGUGGAUCCAGCAGUUCAGAAGCAACGUGCCACUGGAUCGCAAGAGGAGAGGCAGGAAGACCGCCAACGAUGAACUGAACGCCGUCCUCUACGAGUGGUUCAAGGACGCCGCCGCACGCACGCUGCCCCUAAGCGGGAAGCUCCUCCAGGACAAGGCCCGAGAACUGGCCGCUCAACUUGGGCUGGAUGACUUCAAGGCGUCCAACGGGUGGCUCGGAUCAUUCCGCCGUCGACACGGCAUUGUGUUCGGCGUCGGUUAGAGCCCACACUGCAAAAAGUCAGUGUUCAAAAACAAGAAAAAAAAAUACAAAAUUUAGGGGUAUUUUACUUGAACUAAGGACAUUUAUCUGCCAAUAGAACAAGAAAAUUUGGCUUGUCAAGACUUUCCAAAACAAGUCAAAUUAGCUAACCUCAAUGAACCCCAAAAAUACCUUCAAAUAAGUAUAUUCUCACUAAUAACAAGUGCACUUUUCUUGGUAGAAAAAAAUAUAUAGAUAUUUUUUCUCAAUAUGUUGAAAAAUAUUCUUAAAUUAAGUAAAUGCUAUUGCCAUUAUCUUGACAUAACAAUAUGCGCCCGGCAUUACAUUUCUUGAAACCAGCAAACUUACACUAAAAACUAAUUUGUUUUUCUUAAUGGAAAGGAUAAGCGGUAGAAAUUGGAUGGAUGGAAAGGCAACAAGGCAACCUCUUGUUACUUUCGGGGUCUACGAGCCGCUCAGGCAAAUUAUAUGGCCUAAAAAUGCAUU